GAUAAAAAUCAACAAGAAAUCCCAUCAUACCUUAGCAAUGAACCACUAGAAGGUUCAAUGAAAGAUCACCCACAGCAGCAGCCAGACAUGUUGUCCCGUGUGACCGGGGGUAUCUUCAGUGUUACAAAGGGAGCCGUUGGUGCCACCGUUGGUAGUAUGGCUUGGAUGGGUGGAAAAGGUCUGGAGGUGACCCAAACAGCUGUGACAACUGUGCCUUCCAUGGGACUAGGGCUGGUGAAAGGGAGUAUGUCUGCCUUGGGUGGAAGAGUUACAACUGUUGGGUCUGCUGUUCUAAACAAAGUGCCCUUACCAGGAAAGAAGAAAGACAAAUCUGACUAA
This is a messenger RNA of Microcebus murinus (gray mouse lemur), 339 nucleotides long. The record is from RefSeq and is a predicted model, not a curated record. Lineage: Eukaryota; Metazoa; Chordata; Mammalia; Primates; Cheirogaleidae.